AGGAGGUAGCUGGAUUUGGAAAUCCCUUUGCGAGCUUCGAUCAUUGGCUCGUCCCUUUGUCUUCUGCAAAAUAGGCUCAGGAUUUACUGGUAGCUUUUGGUUCGACAAUUGGAUAUCUCUAGGUCCAUUAAUCGAGCUGGUGGGUGUGAAUGCUCCAAGAACCACGGGCUUAGCUGAGAAUGCGACAGUUCAUGAUGCUCUUUUGGGUAAUCGAUGGUGGCUGACCUCGUCGAGAUCAAGAAACCCAACUAUCGUGUUCUUUAAAGACUCAUUACCGGACCCGACAGAUAUGUCUCUUUCUGAGGUGGACGAUCGGUAUCUUUGGCAGAUUGGUGGGAACGCUCCCAAAGAUAGUUUCUCCUCUUCAGACAUGUGGAAUCACUUGUUUAAUCAUUCUCCGGCAGUACCUUGGUAUAGAUCAGUGUGGUUUACAGGUAUGAUUCCGAAGCAUGCUUUUCUCUCGUGGCUUGUAGCACUGGAUAGACUGUCAACUAGAGACAUAAUGAGGCGUUGGGGGAUUACUGUCUCUCCUAUGUGCCUCCUCUGUGGCAGUAGUGAUGAGUGCAGACAACACCUAUUCUUCGAUUGUUCUUACAGUCAGGAGGUUUGGGAAUUUUUCUACUCUAGACUCCAUCUUUCUCCUCCUCAUUUGUUCGAAGAUGGACUCAGGUGGAUCAGUAGCCCCACUCAGGAUAAUAAUAUCAACCUCAUACUUCAUCUCUCAUUUCAAGCUUCUGUCUACUUGCUAUGGAAGGAGAGGAACUCAAGGAUUCACUCCCAGGUCUCUCGACCUCCUGCUGUUCUUAUUGCUGAGAUUCAGCGUUUGAUUUGCGCAAAAUUGGACUCAUUAUCGAGGGCUCAGCGACAUCGACCAUCGACUGUCUCCUUCCUUUCUACCUGGUUCUCGUUCUUUUAG
Raphanus sativus (radish) is the source of this 916-nucleotide messenger RNA. RefSeq lists its product as uncharacterized. The annotation marks the transcript as partial. The record is from RefSeq and is a predicted model, not a curated record. The transcript has a single exon. Lineage: Eukaryota; Viridiplantae; Streptophyta; Magnoliopsida; Brassicales; Brassicaceae.